This is a messenger RNA of Danaus plexippus (monarch butterfly), 894 nucleotides long. RefSeq lists its product as uncharacterized. Lineage: Eukaryota; Metazoa; Arthropoda; Insecta; Lepidoptera; Nymphalidae. The record is from RefSeq and is a predicted model, not a curated record. The coding region runs from base 299 to 844 and encodes 181 amino acids. The transcript has 3 exons.
UAUAGUUUUUUGUUAAUUGGUUAGGGAUCAUCAGUAAAAAAAGUUGAUAUAUAUCAAUGCAUUACAAUGAACAUAAAACUGAUGAUAUUUUUCAGAUAUUUGCUGGCUAUUUUUAUAAUGUUAGCAAAAAGGAGGUUAUAAUUAAAUAUAUUUUGAUCUAUUUCGUCAUGGCCGCAAAUUGUUACAGUUGCGUGCGAAAACCUGAGCGGGGCUCGUCACGGCCAAACUGUCACGAACCCAAGAUAGCCAUAUAAUUAAUUUAUUAUUCCAAUAAAAAGAUCAUUGCUAUUAUUUAAAGAUGGACACGUCAAUCGAUCCGGAAUCUGAAUUAGAUGUGAAACAAGUGAAAGAAAUUCCAAUCGUCCAAGACACGGGUACCUUUAAACACGAUACGGGGGAUGUUUACGAUGGAUAUUUCGAAGCCAAGAAAAAGGAUCGCAGCGUCAAAAUGCACGGGCCUGGCAUUUACACGACGGCUGAAGGCGACGUGUAUUCUGGGAUGUGGGACGCCGAUCGUUUGGGUGCAAAUGAAGAGGUUAGAAUUAGUUUCGUGGAAGGAUCUACAUACGAAGGACAGUAUAAGGAUUGGUCGUAUAGCGGGCACGGGAAGUAUGUUUAUCCCGACGAUAGCGUCCUUAUCGCCGAUUUCAAUGACAAUGUACCAGUAGGCAAUUUAACUUUGGUCGAUCCAAACGGACAUAUUUGGCUCGGUAGGGCCGAGCAGGGCUUCGGAUGGUUUGACCCCGUCAAUCAUUUCUAUGAUAUGUUGGAAAAAACGAGAGAAAACAAGGUGAAGAAGCAUCGAAAAUCUGACAUCAGUUCUAAUACACUGUUUAUAAAAUAAACUGUCAAAUUUAUUAUCGUUUAAUACAGAUAAUAAAUAAUUUGACAUUA